This is a messenger RNA of Saccharomyces paradoxus, 3726 nucleotides long. RefSeq names its product Nst1p (gene NST1). The transcript has a single exon. The record is from RefSeq and is a predicted model, not a curated record. The coding region runs from base 1 to 3726 and encodes 1241 amino acids. Lineage: Eukaryota; Fungi; Ascomycota; Saccharomycetes; Saccharomycetales; Saccharomycetaceae.
AUGCCCCCAAACUCCAAGAGUAAGAGAAGAAAGAACAAAUCCAAGCAACACAAUAAGAAAAAUGGGAACUUGGAUCCUGAACAAAAUAUAAAUCCUACGCAAUUAGUACCUCGAAUGGAGCCCGAGCUAUAUCACACAGAAUCGGAUUACCCAACUUCAAGAGUAAUAAAAAGAGCACCCAAUGGCGACGUCAUCGUAGAAUCAAUAAAUACGGACGAUGAUAAGAAAAAGCGUACGGCGAAUUUGAGCCAUACUAAAGAUGAUAUGGAUUCAGCUUCUACAUUAGCUUUUACUCUAGAUUCUCACUGGGAAUCAUUAUCGCCAGAAGAAAAGAAAACUAUUUUACGAAUCGAAAAGGAGGAAGUAUUUAACGUCAUAAGAAAUUAUCAGGAUGAUCAUAGCUGCAGUUGCUCCGUUUGUGGACGCCGUCAUUUAGCAAUGGAUCAAGAAAUGGAGCGUAUAUAUAAUACACUUUACGCCAUGGAUAAGGAUAAAGACCCCGAAACCAAUCCUGUCAAAUUUCACUUAGGCAUAAUAAAGGAGCUACAAAUUUCCAAAAAUCAACAACAGAAUGAUUUUUCUCCCACAAAAGGUGAAGCUGGAAAAGAUUUCCUUUCAUCGAGUACAGUUGGCUCCCUGAAAGAGGAAGUGCUGCAUUUCAAACAAAAGCAACUUUCAAAACAAGAACCAACACAUAAUGAAACAGCGGACAACACUUCAUUACUUGAAGAAAAUUUGAACAAUAUACACAUUAACGAAACUCCUAGAGCAAUUUCCACAAGUUUUGAUUCUGUGAGCGACGAGGAGUUGAAGCAAAAAUACUCUAACUUCACAAAAACAUUUAUUUCAUCCCACCCUAAAAUAGCGCAGGAGUACGUUCAAAAAAUGAUGAUGUAUCCAAAUAUUAGAGCAUUGACUGAUGAUUUAAUUAAUAGCAACGGACAAGGCUUUCUAAAUGCGAUUGAAGACUUUGUGCGAGAUGACCAGAGACCAACAUCAAAAAUAGACGAUAGCACCACUGAAGAUAAAGCUUCUUACGCAGAUUUAACUGAUCCAAAGGAGUUUACGACAAUGCUACAUAGUGGAAAACCUCUAACAGAAAACGAAUAUUCAGACCUUCAGCGCAACAUUGCUGAGAGGAUGACUAAUGCGUACGACACAACAAGUAAGCAAUUCAAAGACGUAUCACAGUUAGAGAAGGAGCUAUUUACACGAUUCAUGUCAGGAAAGGACAAAAAAUCUUUCAGAGAGUUGAUAAUACAAUCCUUUAGAAAAAAGUUCGAUGGGGAAUUAGGUCCAUCUGUCCUGGCAGCCACUUUAAGUUCGUGCUUUUCAUCUCAAUCGAAGGAUAAUUCGUUGGAUACUGAUUCUAUAUACGAAGAUGAAGAUGAAGAAGAUUAUGAUGACUACUCAGAAUACGCUGAAGAUAGCGAAGAGGCUUCUGAGUAUGAAGGGGUAGAGGCAGUCAAAAAACUUGCACAGUAUGAUGAAAAAAAUGAUGAGGUACGUGACAUAUUGCAUUUGAGUCAUGAUCACGACCGUAAACGAGAGAACCAUCCUCACCAUCACUAUCACAGUGUCAGUACACAUAGCGAGGAUGAAUUGAGUGAAGAGGAAUGCGUCUCCGAUAUCGAAUUACCGCAUGAUCCUCAUCAACACUAUCACCACGAUGAUGGAAUCCUAGACGAAGAUGAAGAUGACUUGGAGGAAGGGGAUGAAAAUGAAGAGGAUGAUGAAGAUGAUACUUAUGACAGCGGUCUUGAUGAAACCGACCGUUUAGAAGAAGGUCGAAAGUUGAUUCAGAUAGCCAUUACGAAAUUGCUUCAAAGUCGAAUAAUGGCUUCAUAUCAUGAGAAACAAGCAGAUAACAAUAGAUUAAAACUCCUACAAGAACUAGAAGAAGAAAAGAGAAAAAAAAGAGAAAAGGAAGAAAAGAAGCAGAAAAAAAGAGAAAAAGAGAAGGAAAAGAAGAGACUACAACAAUUAGCCAAAGAGGAAGAAAAACGAAAAAGAGAAGAGGAAAAAGAAAGGCUGAAAAAGGAAUUAGAGGAGCGUGAAAUGAAAAGACGAGAGGCUCAAAGGAAAAAAGUUGAAGAAGCCAAACGGAAGAAAGAUGAGGAAAGAAAACGUAGAUUAGAAGAGCAGCAGCGGAGAGAAGAGAUGCAAGAAAAGCAACGCAAACAGAAAGAGGAACUGAAACGCAAGAGGGAAGAGGAGAAGAAACGUAUUAGAGAACAGAAAAAAAUAGAACAAGAAAAGCUACAAAAAGAAAAGGAAGAAGAGGAGAAACAAAGAUUAAUCGCAGAGGAUGCGCUGAGAAAACAGAAAUUGAGCGAAGAACAGGUACCUGCGGACAUCCGUUCUACAAAACCUCUUACUGAGAAUGGAGUUUGCAACUCUGUUGCAUCUCAAUUGCAUCCCGACAUGAUUAGUUACCAAGAGGAUAAUGGUCGCAGUAUCAAUGAUGAAAUACUUAAAAUGGUUAGUAGCGUAGCGGCAUCCAAACCAGUUUCACCAACCGGAUUUAACAUUCAUGAUCUGCUUCUUCCUUCAUCUGACAACCAGAUAGCUACUAUGGAACAAUCACAUUUGUCUCAUCCAGGCAACCAAAACAGCCAUUUUGGAAGCGCAACUAUUCCAAAUGCGUUAGAUUUGUCUGCAAAAUCUUCCUCACAGGCUGAAAACAACUAUUUGAUGAACUCGCAAACUCUGGAAAAUACUAGUCUGUUGGUGCCUAAUGGCUCAUCGCCAACUAAGCUAUUGCCAAAUGCCUUUGGUUUAUCAUCUUGGGAUGGCUUGACAAAUACAUUGUCCAAUAACCCUACUUGUAAACCACCGAUUAUUCAAACAACAAGAAUGGAAUCAGAAGCCCAGAAAUCCAGUCCUCAACCAGCCAUACCAUCUUUUGGACUACCCAACGAUGGUACUCAUCGGAAAUCGUUUACUGACGAGUUAAACUCUUUGACUAGCAUGCUGUCCUCUGCUGGGUUCGCGGAUACAUCACUUUCAUCAUCAGGAUUCCCCCCAUCACAGCGUUCUGUAUGGAACGACCAAAGGAGUUCAUUUUCGGGACCGACGACUGCAGGGAACUUUAACAACAGCAGUAUACAAGGCGGUGUGUUGCUGCCACCAACAUUGGGAAGCGUUGAAUCAUUUCCAAACCGAACUUCUAUCUGGGACAACAGCAGUACUCCUAUGAUAAGCAAAUCCGAGCUAGCUGGUCGCAGUAUAACUGGUACUGUACAAGAUACCCCUACGUUCAUGACAUCAAACAUCUGGUCUAGCAACAGUCAAUAUAGUUCACCUUAUUUGGCUAGCAAUGCUCUUCAACUCCCUGGAAUUUCGAGCGGAGUGGAUGAAAGCCACAUCCUGGAUAGCAUCUACAAUGCUUACUUAGUUAUUUCCCCGCAAGAUAGCUUAAACCAGUAUGUUGCUAUUGGGAGACUAUUCCAAAACGUAGUCGGGCUUAACCUGGAUUACUCAACAUUCAUCAACAAACUGAUAAGCAUGCAGGCAACCUACAAUUGCGAGUUCUUCACUGAUAGCAAUGGAUCUAUUACGCACGUUCGAUUCAUGAGAGAAAGUCCCACAGGUCAUUCGAAAGGGCUGCUAAACCAACUCUUCAAUGGCAUGAACGAUCCAACUACUACAUCUUUCACGUCAAGGCCUCAUACCUCCGCAGCGGCCACCUUUCCGAUUGCCUCUUCAACUACGCAAACCACCUAA